AUGGAAAGAGAGUUUUGAUCUACGAGCCAAUUGCUUUGGACCCGAGCCUCGUAUUUGCCUCCGGACCCGAACCUCUGUUUGGCUCCUCCGCUCGCCGUUGAAAAAUUUCCGCACUGAUAUCGAUCACUUUAUCUCUCUCCCUUCUCUCUCUCUUUCUCUUCUUCUCCUGGUUUCGUUAAUUCUUGAAUUCGAAAACCCUAAACAACUUGUUCCUAGAAAUUGAGCAAGCAAAGGAAAGCUUUUUUUCAUCUUCAGGUUUCCAUUUGUUGUAAAGCUAAACGUGACACAAGUGUCAGGAGAACCUAUGAGUAUUCAAAGCAUGCCAAUUGGAGGUAGCUCAUGAAUUCUGGGGAAAGAGGCUCAGAUAAUUACAAAUAAUUUAGAGGAGCUGAAUCUAUGCCUGGAAACGAAUUUGGGGAGAAGAUCCACAAUUUUUUUGGACAAGAAGGCCUAUCCCAAGACCAGCAACAUCAGUCUCAGGUUGUUGACAGAAGCUGGUCCAGUUUUAAUAAUGGUCUAGUCGGUAACCAGAGGCAGAUUGACCCAUCCCUCAUUGCCAAUCUGAAGAGUUAUAACACACAACAAUCUGUUGAUCAUGAGAGAGGUCAUCAAUCUUCAAAUUCACAGCAUGGUUUAAACUAUACUCAGCAGCCUAUAAGGUCCGAGUUCUCAAGAAGUUUAUUGCAAGAACACCAGCAACUCCCAAAUGGUUACAUGCAUGGGAACCUUGGGUUGCAGACAAUGCCGAAUGGGGCAAAUGUUUUGGGAGGUGAUGUAGAAUCUAGUAGGGAUAAGUUAUCAGCAAGGGGAUUUACUCCAGAACUUCAUAAUGUUCCUAUGAGGCUUGAGAUGGGAGAAUCUCCGGUUAAUUAUGAUUUCUUUGGUGGUCAACAACAAUCAAACACACAGCUCUCUGGCAUGCUCCAGCCUUUGCCAAGGCAGCAGAUGACAUUCAAUGAUAUGCAACUACUGAAGCAGCAAGUUAUGGUUAAGCAAAUGCAUGAAUAUCAAAUGCAACAACAACUUCAAAAGCAACAGCUAGAGGCCAGGCAGCUCAAUUCUUUGAAUAGAAAUGCAGUCAAUGGAAGUUGCGCAAGUGAUACCCAAUCACGUAUGAUUAAUGGCAUCCCUCUUCAGAAUGCGUCUAGUAACUGGUUUCAGCCAGAUCUCAUGACAGGAAAUACAAACUGGAUGCAUCGCGGCAUCUCACCAGCUGUUCAAGGUUCAUCCAGUGGGCUCAUGAUUACCCCUGAGCAUGGGCAGUCGAACUUAAUGGCUCAACAGUUUGGACCUUCCUUGUACGGUAUGCCUGUUAGUGGGACAAAUGCACCUCAAAAUGCUUUUUCUUCCGUUCAGAUGAACAGAUUAGCUGCACCGCAUGGUUCUGCAAACAGGAGUUACUCUCUGACCAAUCAGCCAACUUCAUUUCUUAACCAAGGUGAUGUUCAGGAUAGUCAAAUGCACCCUCGAUCCACAUACCAGGAGAAAGCGUUGUUCUCCCAGACAUCAGUGCCAGAUUCAAAUAAUAGGCCCAAUUUUGAAAAUUUCCAGCAAGAUGAUUCCCGUGAGAGGAACAUUUCAGCGCAGGAUAAAUUUUGUCAGAUGGAGGAUUCUGGUCCAGCAGAAAAAUCAUUUAUGAAAGUGCCUGAAAAUAUGAAUGCAUUGCAGAAGUCGUCAGCAUUAGAUCCUACUGAAGAAAAGAUUUUGUUUGGUUCUGAUGACAAUUUGUGGGAUGCAUUUGGAAGCAGCACUGAUAUGAGCUUGCAAGGAAAUCUUAUGUCCAGUAAUUCUGACCUAUUCGAUGCAUGCCCCUCUUUGCAAAGUGGGAGUUGGAGUGCCCUUAUGCAAUCUGCUGUAGCAGAAACAACCAGCGAUGACGCCGGUGUACAUGGAUGGGUUAACAGCAAUACUGUCCCACAUGCGAAUUUGCACACUGAUAGUAGAGCCCAGGAUUUGGGUGCAAAGGCUUCAAAUCCACUAAGUGAGAGAUUCCACAGUGAUUCCACUGGGGCAGCUGUUCAACAUUUGCCUGACAAGGUAAAUAAAGUUUCAGAUCAUGGCCUGUUUGAGAAGCCUAUGGCUCAACUUAGUCAAAUGGCUGGUAAUAUAAUUCAUUCUUCAAGUAUUGAUGAACAGAAUAAUUUGUGUUCUAUUCGACAGAAUGAGGGCAUUGAAGAUAGAUUUGGUAUUUGGAAGGCUGCUUCCAAUCCAAAUGUAGCUGCUCUGAUUGAACAGAAGAAUCAUUUCACACAAAAUCCACAAAGGGCAAGCUAUGGAUUUGGAAUAGCCAGUGCAGGAAACGAUUCUAGUGCUUCUCGGGAUGUCCAGGGCAAUAUCCAACAGCAUUUGGAUAAUAACUCUGUGGAGAAGGCUAUCCCUCAACUGAAAUCGAGAGACGGCAGUCAGAUUCUUGAGUCAUAUGCGAGGAAUAAUGCUGGAACAAAUGAAAUGGUAAAUGCCCGCGAUUUUUCUAUGUUGCCUGGUGGAAAAGAGACACAAUCUGGUCAUGUCGGUAGUAGGCCCUCGACAAGUCGCAAAUUUCAGUAUCAUCCCAUGGGUAAUAUUGAUGUCACUAAUGAAUCUUGUCAAGAAAAAGUUUCUCAUUUGCCAACCACAUUGGAGCAGGUUCCUGUCGGAAACCAAGGGUAUUUUGGGCAAUCAAAGUUUCUUGGUCAGUCGGCUAUGAACAUGCCAAUUGACAGGGGACAUGUCUCACAAAACGACUUGAAUUGCACAAAUGAGGCUUUUAAUGGCAUGGGUUCAGAAAACUCACCUAGUACAUCUGCUUCAGCUGACAGAAAUGUUGAUAGGUGUAAUCAAGUGAAGAGCGCUUCGUCAAGACAAACUAUGCUUGAGCUUCUUCACAAGGUGGACCAGUCACCAGAUAAUUCCUCGGAAACAAAUGUUUCUGGGAUUCCUGAAGCAAAUGCCUCUGCUGAAUAUGGUGGUCAAUUUCGGCAUAAUCAGUCAUCUGCUUCUCAGGGGUUUAAUCUACAGUUGGCACCUCCAUCCCAGCUAGCUCCCUCACCUGAUAACGUGCAGUUUUCUCGGAAUUCUUUGCAGCCAUUGAAUUCAUUUCAUACUGGCCCUGAAAAAGGAGGAACAAGUCAGUCUAGGUUUGCUCCAUGGGCAUCUAAUCAAUCUUAUCAGCAAUCCACUCAUCAAGGACCAUUUCCUGGAAUCUUAGGAGGAUCCAACAUGACCUCUGGUUUCCCUUAUUCCAGAGGGUAUCACCAAAAUCAACAGAUGGCUGUUGCUACCCGACAAUCAGCUGCUAACAAUUCAGUCGAUUCAUCUUCUGAGUUGUCUACCCCUCAAGUGAAAGAAAGAGAUGAAAGUAGUGACUUUGAUCAACGUAUGCUGUCUGCUUCUCAGCCUCUGGUGGCAUCCAGCUCGCCUCAGCAGAGUUCCUCUUCUGGUAUGAUGUCUGACUCACCAUCCGGUAUUUCAGCUCCGCAACAUCAGUUUUGGAACCAGCCAUCUAAGCCUCAGCCAGUUAUUUUACGCCCGCAUCCAUUGCCCAGCAACAACAUGGCAGCUAGCUUCUCAAGGCAGGAGAAGACAAACCAAUUGUCCUCCCAAAAUGGUGACAUGUCAUUAAGUGGGAGGGACAUGGUGAAUAUGCAUGGGUUACAGAGUAAAGAUAUGGGUGCAAAACGAACAUCUAAUGUUGCUUCAAUGUUCUCCAAAAUGGUGCAGAGCAAUCAUCAAUCCUUUGAUCGCUCUCUUCCUUCAAACAACGUUCCAAAGGAUAGCUUACAUCACGAGGAACAAAUGGUUGGAAGUGGGGAGGGCGAUACAUCCAAGGUGACUGUUGAAAAUGGUGAUUUUGAUCCUCAAGAGGUAGCUCACAAAGGGGAACAACAAUCACCUUCAAGAUCUGAUGGUUUAGUUAGAGGUGGGUUAAAUAACAAGGAGUCAGCGAAUCACUUGCCGCAUUUAGGCCAUACUGUUUCUCAGAGUUUCUCCUCUAAAAAUCAUGCAGCCUCGGUUAGAGCAGAUCAUCAACAAAUUAGUCCUCAGAUGGCUCCAUCCUGGUAUAGUCAAUAUGGAACUUUCAAGAAUGGACUGGUGCAGCCCAUGAAUGAUACAGGGAGAUUUACCCCCUUGAAAAUAGGAGAACAAUCGUCUAAUGUUGAGAGUUCGGUUGAUGGUACACAUACUGUUCAAUCAUGCAAGCAGUGUCUUAUGGAGCAAAUGUCGGGCUCCGCACCAGGAGUUGAGACUCCCUCAUCCGAUUCAUUGCUUCAUGGUGCUACUGACAAGCUUCUGAAGGUUGAUAAACCGAAGAAGCGCAAAACUGCCACAUCAGAACUUCAAUCUUGGAAUAAAGAAGUCAUGCAGGAUUCCCAAAGGCUCAAGACGCUCAGCGAGGCCGAGAUUAACUGGGCCAGGGAAACUAAUCGAUUUGCUGAAAAAGUGGAAUUUGAGACUUUACUUGAGGAUAGCCCACCAAUUAGAUCAAAGAGAAGGCUUAUACAUACAACACAACUCAUGCAACAACUAUUUAGCCCACCUCCGGCUAGGGUGAUAUCUUUGGUUGCUAGCUCAAAUUAUGAUGUUGUUGCAUAUACUGCUGGAAGAGCUGCACUAGGAGAUGCAUGUAGCUCCAGUAGUACCGACAGGAGUGAGGGCUUUUCGCCCCCAAACAACUCAAACCCGUUGUCUGAGAGAACGGAAAAUGAAAAAAUCAGUGACCAGUACAUCUCCAAAGCUGCUGAAGAUUUCAUUAGUAGAACACGGAAACUGGAGACUGACUUUGCAGGGCUAGAAAAUGGAACUACAAUUCCAGACUUGAGAGUCGAAGUCCAGGAUCUAGAGAAGUUUGCAGUGAUCAAUCGUUUUGCGAAGUUCCACCCGCCAUCUUCAUCUAUGAACCGGACCGUGAAUUCACUUAAGUUAAACCUACAAAGAUAUGUUACCAUAGCUCCAAUGCCUCAGAAUAUUCCAGACAGGGUACAAUGUCUCUCUCUCUAACUAUUCAUGGAUCCAUAUAAUUCACUUUUUGGCCAAUCUUCCCCAUUCUUUGCUUUCAUAUCUAUUUCCCCAAAUCUUUCUAUUUUUGGGUGGGUAUGAGUUAGUUGGUCGGAAUCCUGAGUAUAGUAAAGGCCUCCGUUGUCAAAAAGCGGGAGAUCCUCUACUAAAUAUGUAGCAUUACUGUAUGCAUCAUCAGAAACAUUGUAAGUUAAAUCCAUUUGUAUACUUUAGUAAAGAAAUAUCGCUCAGUACAGUGCCCCAGUAAGAAAUCCAGUAAACAAGCUAAAAUAUAGCAGUAAGUGGCAAUUUUUGUUUACACAGCUACGGUUCUAACC
Arabidopsis thaliana (thale cress) is the source of this 5312-nucleotide messenger RNA. RefSeq names its product dentin sialophosphoprotein-like protein. The record is from RefSeq and is marked reviewed. Bases 397 to 4977 code for a protein of 1526 amino acids. NCBI's taxonomy places the organism in Eukaryota, Viridiplantae, Streptophyta, Magnoliopsida, Brassicales, Brassicaceae. The transcript has 10 exons.